AUGGACGGUAAAACAGGAUUAAGUGAACCGGGCCCGGAAGAGUACCAGGCCUCCGCCCUGGAGCGAGGCCUGGGGUUUGGGCCCGUGUGCGAGUGUGCACAGCCCGAACCGGAUACAUUGACUUGUCGUCCCGUGGACCAACCAGCCACAGACCUGCAGCCGUAUGUCCUGGACACUCGAGUAAAGAGAGGAGCAGAGCUGUCAACUGACCACCACCUGCUUGGGAGUUGGAUCAGAUGGCAGGGGAAGAAGCUGUACAGACCUGUUGGGGACAUUGAGUCUGAAUGGGCUUUGUUUCGCUCUGCCAUGGUCGAGGCGGCUGCUGAGAGCUGUGGCCGCAAGGUAGCUGGGACCAGUCGUGGUGGUAACCCUCAAACCAGAUGGUGGACACCAGAGGUAAGGGGGGGCAUCAGGCUGCAAAAGGAGGCCUACAGGGCAUCAGUGUCCUGUGGGUCUCCCGAGACAGCUGACUGGUACCGUUGGGCCAAGCAGAGUGCAGCUGUGGCAGUCGCCGAGGCAAAGACUCGGACGUGGGAGAAGUUCGGGCAUUCGGCAGAAGAGCACUUGCCGAAAAUAUGGCCUUCGGAGAAUCGGAUCGUUCUCCACCGGGGUGACCCUCUUCGUCUCAUGUGCAGGGGUCGUGGCCAGCUGCACUGGACACUUCCAAAACCGGUGGACUCUCGCCGUCUAAUUUCAUGGGAGGGCAAGAUGGUACAGGAGUGCGAUUCCCGACCCGCGUGGCAUUGCAGCGAGCUGACUAUCCCAAACUUGAACGCCAGUCACACGGGGGAGUACCGUUGCGGCUACUCCAAAGGGCGCUCCGUGUCCACUUACGUCUAUGUCACAGAUCCAGAGCAGCCGUUCGUGGAGCCCCACGAUGAUACCCCGUACAUCCUGUUUAUCCAAAGACAUGAGACCAGUCUUGUGAUUCCCUGCCGUACGUCGUCCCCAAGCACCAAUGUAACACUAAGUCAGCUCAUGCCUUCUUCCCAGAAGAUCGUCAGCAAAUGGGACCCAAAGGUGGGCUUCACGAUCCCCUACAGCCCCGAGACUGUUUAUAAUAUGUUAAUUUGCUCCACCGUGGUCAAUGGAGGUCACUUCACUUCCAUGUAUGUGCCCUGGAGAGAGUCACCUAUUCUAGAGAAUGUGACCGUCACCCCGGAGCGUGUCAAAGUGCUAGUUGGCGACACGCUCUUCCUCAACUGCUCCGGAGUGACUGGCUACAGUGGAAGAAUCAGCUUUAUGUGGGAUUUUCCCAAAAAAAAAGAAAAUCGCCAUUUCACAAACAAAACCAAAGAUGAGAUCACUCAGACAUUCACAAUGAGUAAGGGUUUAGUGUUGCGCAACGUUACAAUGGAGGACAAGGGCUGGUAUCACUGCAAAGCGGAGCUCACACCUACCAUACAUAAGAAUGCUUCAGCAAAAGUCAUUGUCUAUGAGCACCCCUUCCUCAACCUGUCACACAGACACCACCGUACGGUGGUUGCCAAAGAGGGCAGAAGAGAACUGGUUUUUGCACCCAAAGUCAACGCUCUCCCUCCACCGGAUAUGCUGGCAUGGUAUAAAGAUGGUGUACAAAUCCUGAAGAAUUCCACCUGCUACAAGAUCUCCGGCUUUAACUUGAUCAUCUCCGACUUGAAACCGACACACGACGGCGUCUUCACUCUAAGCCUCGGUAACAGAUUGCACCGCCUUUACCGGAAUCUGAGCUACAUUUUGGAAGUUGAAGUAAAGCCAAGUAUUUGGGAGGCUAAAUUGGCCCCGGUGGAAAUCCAGCCAUACAUGUUUGGCAAGCGGCACCAGCUGACCUGCACGGCUGACGGGAGGCCCACGCCCAACAUCACCUGGAUGUGGCAGCCCUGUCACGCCGACCCACUCCUCAAACGAUGCGUUCUUUACUCAGAGCCAACGGUGGUCCACAUUACACAAAAGGGAAAGGACAGAAAUUGGAUCGAGAGCAUUACCAGCAAGCCUGAAUUGUUUCAAAGGAAAAAUAAGACUCUGAGCACGCUGGUGAUCGGAGCAGCUAACGUGUCAGGAAAUUACCUCUGCCUGGCCCAGAAUGAGGAAGGCAAAAGCAUCAUGACAUUCCCUUUUUAUGUUAGCGAUCAGUCCGAAGUCAUUUCCAUCCAACCUUCGUCGGCCUUUGAGCGUGACGACGUCACUCUGAGCUGUCGGACGUCCCGUUAUCUCUACACCGACCUGCAGUGGUUGGAUUCCCGGAAUCGGACGGUCACCUCUGGCGUGUCUAGUCUCCAGUUGGACCGCUACUCCAUCACCAUCUCGCUGCGCUUGCGCAACGUGAGCAAAAACAGCACGGCAGGAUACAAAUGUCGAGCCUUUACGAUGCAGACAAAGAUCCGAGACAAACCCGUUACUUUGAAUGUGAUCGAGAGAACUAAACCAUGGCUGAGUCAAAAUCUCACUGAUCUGGUCGUGAACACCAGCAGCACUUUGAUGUUGAACUGCCUGGCACACGGAGAUCCGUCCCCCAACAUCACUUGGUACAAAAAUGGUGUUCUUCUGGCGGAAGGACCUGGAAUCACUCUGAAAAUGGACGGCGUGUUAACCAUUGAGCGGGUAAAGAAGGACGAUGAGGGUCUUUACAAGUGCAUGGCCGCCAACAGCGAAGGAGCCGUAACGUCCAGCGCUUCAGUUUCUGUGCUCGGAGAGGAAGGGAAACCAAACGUGGAGGUUAUCAUUCUGGUGUGCACUGGAGCGGCCGCCACCUUCCUCUGGCUCAUGCUCAUCCUCUUCAUCCGCAAGCUGCGGAAGCAGCAACCAGCCCACUACAAAAUGGGCCCAUCUAUCAUCAUUGACCCCGACGAGUGUCCGCCGGACGAGCAGAACGACCUCCUCCAGUACGACGGCAGCAAAUGGGAGUUUCCUCGCGAUCGUCUACGCUUAGGCAAAACUCUGGGCCACGGCGCCUUCGGGAAAGUGGUGGAAGCCUCGGCCUUCGGGAUCGACAAACUCUCCACCUGCAAGACGGUUGCAGUGAAAAUGCUGAAAGGCGGCGCCACAUCCAACGAGCGCAAAGCCCUGAUGUCGGAGCUGAAGAUCCUCAUUCACAUCGGACACCACCUCAACGUGGUCAACCUACUCGGCGCUUGCACCAGACCUGGAGGUCCGUUGAUGAUGAUCGUAGAAUUCUGCAAAUACGGCAAUUUAUCCAACUACUUGAGAGGGAAAAGAGACGACUUUGUGGUUUACAAGCGCCAGGAUGGCAAGGUGUUACAGCAGUCGGGAUCGGCGUGCGAGCUGAGCGAGUUAAUGAAACGCCGCUUAGAGAGCGUGGCCAGCACGGGAAGCUCGGCUAGUUCCGGUUUCAUUGAAGAUAAGAGCUACUGCGACUCAGAGGAAGAGGAAGAAGAAUCUGAGGAUUUAUACAAGCGGGUUCUGACUUUGGAAGAUUUGAUUUGCUACAGCUUCCAAGUGGCAAAGGGCAUGGAGUUUUUGGCUUCUCGCAAGUGCAUCCAUCGGGAUUUGGCCGCUCGGAACAUUCUCCUGUCUGAGAACAACGUCGUAAAAAUUUGCGAUUUUGGACUGGCCCGAGAUAUCUACAAGGAUCCCGAUUAUGUGCGCAAAGGAGAUGCCCGGCUGCCGCUCAAGUGGAUGGCACCCGAGGCCAUUUUUGACAAGAUUUACACUACUCAGAGCGACGUGUGGUCCUUUGGUGUUCUCAUGUGGGAGAUUUUCUCCUUGGGAGCGUCGCCGUACCCUGGCGUCCAAAUUGACGAGGAGUUUUGCUGCAGGCUGAAAGAAGGCACCAGGAUGAGAGCGCCGGAGUACUCCUCAUCUGAAAUAUAUCAGACCAUGUUGGAGUGCUGGCAGGGGGAACCCCAGCAGCGGCCCACCUUCACCGAACUCGUGGAACAGUUGGGGGACCUUCUUCAGGCCAGCGUGCAGCAGGAGGGAAAACACUACAUCCCCAUUAACACCGCCCUGCUAGCCAAGGUGGGAGACACGGGUGUCGACGCGCUACCGCGAGAGACUCCCAGCCGGCCCCUUUCACAGCGACACUCAGGUGGAACCUGGAACAUUAAGAUCCGACCGGCCAGUGUGAAAACCUUCGACGAGGUCACCUGUGACGUUGACGUCCAAGGGGCGCGGCAGGGUAUACACUGCGACAGCGGAAUGGGCCUUUCAUCCGACAACAUCAAUACGCUCAAGAGGCUGGAGUCGCUGGCCGGACGACCUUUAAGCCUCAUGGCGCUAGCCAAGAAAGUCACAAGCAAGAGCAAAGAGUCGGUCCUGAGCCAGCCCGAUAAGAGCAUCCCCCCUCUGGACUUGAGUCUGGAUGACUCGGCGCUGGACGCCGACCUGGAGUGUCAUAGCCCGCCGCCCGACUACAACUACGUGGUGCGCUACUCCACGCCGCCCGUCUAG
This is a messenger RNA of Nerophis lumbriciformis (worm pipefish), 4389 nucleotides long. The record is from RefSeq and is a predicted model, not a curated record. NCBI's taxonomy places the organism in Eukaryota, Metazoa, Chordata, Actinopteri, Syngnathiformes, Syngnathidae.